Molecule: messenger RNA, 1769 nt
Organism: Rhopalosiphum padi (bird cherry-oat aphid)
Lineage: Eukaryota; Metazoa; Arthropoda; Insecta; Hemiptera; Aphididae
Exons: 5
Coding region: 196-1116 (306 amino acids)
Source: RefSeq, a predicted model, not a curated record
CUUUGUUUACAGUCGUCGAACAUACUAAACGUCAUAGGUAAUCAUAUUUUUUUUAUCCUUUCAAUCCAAUUAUUAUUAAUAAUAUCGCUCAAAUACUAAUCGGUACAAUACUACAAUUGUGUUAUAUCAUUUUUAAAAAAGGCUCAAUUGUUAACUUGUCCUUUGAUAACUCAGUACUUUAACAAUAUUAUAGCAAUGAAGAGUUUGAACCUGUCGUCAUCUAAUUCCCAGCAAAACCAACCGAUAAGUGACCGUCAAAGUCCACAUAAUCAGAAAAAUAAUAUUAAGGAACGAAAAGACAUAUCUGAAAUUGGACUAAUUCAACCCAACGAAAUUGAUCCGAAAUAUACCCCUACGCCCCCAAUUAAACCCAUCCUCGAAUUCGAUUCGUUGGAACCGGAAGAGCUGCCUAGAACGUCUGAUGGACUCUUCUUUCGAAAAGCAAAAGUAAUUUGGCCUGGAUUUCGUAAAAAGUCGACUGAAGAAUUAGCAGCUUCUUCUGACAUCAAGGAAACCGUGAAUUGUGGUCAGGAGUUAGAAGUCAUAUUAAAUGGGGCAGCUGAAUUAAUAUAUUUCUCAGAAUAUGCUCAAUUGUUAACUAAUACUAUGAUAACAAAGGACUUCAACAAUAUUAUAGCAAUGAAGAGUUUGAACCUGUCGUCAUCUAAUUCCCAGCAAAACCAACCGAUAAGUGACCGUCAAAGUCCACAUAAUCAGAAAAAUAAUAUUAAGGAACGAAAAGACAUAUCUGAAGUCGGACUAAUUGAACCCAACGAAAUUGAUCCGAAUAAUAGACCCCCUACGCUUCCAAUUAAACCCAUCGUCGAAGUCAAUUCAUUCGGACCGGAAGGUCUGAUGCCACCAGAAGAACCCGAUGAUGAUAAAAAGAAUGAUGGACUCGUAUAUCGAGUACAACAUUUUGAGGGGCCUAUAUGGCCUACGAAUUCAACUGCAGAAUUAUUAGCUUCUCCUGAAGUAAAAAAUUUGCAAGAAGCCAUGAAGAAUGGUAAGGAGUUAGUGCACACAGUAAAUUUGCCAGAACAUAUGUCACUAUGUCAAUCCGAAAAAUUUUAUACUAAUGACCCUAAAAUCCUAUCGUUGUUUGGAAAUAAAUAAGACUGUUACAACACCAGCUCUCCCCAGAAAAGUACACGCGUUAUAAAAAUAGUAUUAAUGUAUAGGUAUUGUAUGUAUAUUACGACGAAUGUUGUUCACCUUACACGGAAUAGCGAUUUAUGUACGUAACUGAUUCAUACUUCCAUGUUCCUGUAACGUCACUGGGAAAUUGUACAUAAAUUGUGCACUUCGGUGAUUCGCGCGUUCAAAACAUGCAAGUAUUUCUUUAAAUACUCGUAAUAGUCUAAUUUUACGAUACGUCAUCAAUUUACUUUACGCACUACGCUGAGUAUAUAAUAUUAAUACACAAUACAUUUAUUUAUAUAUAUAUAUGUCCCAUCCACUUAGUGUAAUCGUAUUUUUCAUGAAAUGGAUAUCCAUUUCAUGAAAAAUACGAUUACAUUAAGUGGAUGCGACAUAUAUAUAUAAGUAAAAGACUUAAAUCUUAAAUAAAUUUAGUUAGAACCAUUUUUAAUUUUUUUAGUAUUAACUAUAACUAUUUUAAUUGAAUAAUGUAUUUUAUAGAUUUGUAAGCGAUUUAUAAAAAUUUAGUUAUUCCAUAUGAACAAUACUCGUCAGUGUUCCCUAUUUAUCAUAAUAUUAAUAUAUAAUCACGCGUGUAUUUGUAACUUUAUACCACCGGUUAAGUUAAA